Molecule: messenger RNA, 1371 nt
Organism: Candida dubliniensis CD36
Lineage: Eukaryota; Fungi; Ascomycota; Pichiomycetes; Serinales; Debaryomycetaceae
Product: serine/threonine protein kinase
Exons: 2
Coding region: 1-1371 (456 amino acids)
Biological process (GO): protein phosphorylation; meiotic recombination checkpoint signaling
Cellular component (GO): nucleus; cytoplasm
Molecular function (GO): ATP binding; protein binding; protein serine/threonine kinase activity
Source: RefSeq, a predicted model, not a curated record
AUGGACGUAAUUGGGUUAUUGCAAAUUGUUCCACUUAAUAAGACACCAUUAAUUCUUAGCAAGUUAAGCAGAGAACAGGAAAAACAUGCACGGCCUAGUGUAAGUGGGAACGUAAUCACGGUGCCUUUACUAAGACACCAAGUUCUUACUAUAGGAAGAUCCCCGAAGUGCAAAUUACAAAUAAUGAAUCCAACUGUUUCAAUGGAACAUUGUAUAAUCUGGGCAAUUCAAUUCGACAGUGAGUCAAACCUUAUUACUUAUAUAUCUGAUAAGUCAAGAAAUGGCAUCACACAUAACGAAACGGACAUGCUGUGUGGAUUGACCUAUAUUUUGGAAAAUGGAGAUACAAUUGGAAUAAAAACAGCUGCAUAUAUCACAUACAAAUGUUCGCAAAACGACAUAAGCUCUCAAACAGAACUAAACCAACCAAUCGAAGAUUGGGAAAUUUCCAGUAAAAUUAUUGGGAGUGGCUCGUUUGGUGCAGUAUAUGUCGCAAAAAAACCCAAUAACCCAAAACUAUUUGCAGUCAAAAUCACCCAGAAUAAUCAGUCGGAGUAUUUUUCUGACAAAAACAAGCCUACCCAAGAGUCUUAUUUGUUAAGCAAAAUUAACCAUCCCAACAUUAUUCAAAUAUAUGACACCAUUGCAAGAAAUUCAAAGAUCUUUCUCUUUCAAGACUUAAUAUGUGGCGGUGACUUGUUUUCCUAUCUAGUGAAAGACGACUAUUUAAAAGCAAUUCCCGAAAGGGAAGCGAUUUUUAUUGUGUUCCAAAUAAUGAAAGCACUACAAUUUCUACAUAAAAAACUAAAAAUUGUCCACCGGGAUCUUAAACUCGACAAUAUAUUACUUGAACUACCAAUUCCGAAAACAAAAAUCUACUUAUGUGAUUUUGGAAUUGCAAAAUAUCUUGGACAUAACAACAGAACCAACACAUGUGUGGGUACUCUCGAAUACAGCGCACCAGAGGUAUUCAAGUCUGAUAAAUCUGGCGAUAAAGCAGUCCAACCUUACGAUUUCAAAUGUGAUAUAUGGUCAUUAGGUGUGAUUACACACAUAUUGCUAUCUGGUGUAUCGCCUUUCUAUUCCGAGAGUAAAGAAAAAAUAAUUAAGGCUUCACGUCUUGGCCAGUUGAAUCUUGCAAAACCACAAUUCAAUAAAGUCAGUCUCUCAGGCAAAUCUUGUAUCAAACGGUUACUCCAAGUUGAAGCUGCAUCUAGGAUGGAUAUCAAUGACUGCUUUGACCAUGAUUGGAUCAAAUUGCAAAGAAAAAAAUUAGAGAAAACGUAUCGUUCAGUUGUUGGGACAGGAGGCAAUUAUGCCCCCCUACCAUUGAAUCAAACUUUGCAGCAUACAAAACGGAAAAAAACUUAA